CGUGCAAGAAUACCUCCGUCAUGUUGGCCUUGCCGUCGUAGAAAAUUGAAGUGCGAUCGGGGCCUACCUGCAUGUUCCAAUUGCGUCCACAGAGGAAAUAUCACUGCCUGCCAGUACGCUUCUGCCCGCCCGAGCACCCCGACACGGCAAUCUUCGUCACCAAGCACUAGCGAUGUUGUGCCACCUGAGGUUCUCGGACCUGCGUUGAACAAGCUUGCCAACCUUGAGCGAAUCGUACUAGAGCUCGUCAGCAAUCAGAAACCCCGAGACGAGGGCAGGGACGAGCAAGACACGCAUAGUAGCGCCUUACCAGCCGUCCAGCACUGGACACGACAGUCGGUGGACGAAGCUCGUUGGGAUUCAGUCUUUCAUGAUAUCCAGGAGGUUCGUGCGUACCUUCACGCACAGCAUGAACGAUAUGAGGAGAACAACAAAGCAACUUUGCCACUCCUACCGUUCUCAGAGGAUCCCGCACCUACACUACUGCUUGGCUCUAGUAGAAAUGCCAGCAGAGCAGAAAUCGUUCUGGGUCUACCUUCGAAAGAGUCUUGCGACGUGAUGAUUGCAAGGUUCUUCUCGCAUCUAUAUCCGCCUCUCUACAUUCUCCACGAACUGAGCUUUCGAAACCAGUAUGAGCAUUUUUGGCAAGAUCCUGAUAGCACGACGACCGUCUGGAUUGCUGUUUUGUUUGCCAUCUUGCGAAUCGCUAGCCUUGAUUACCUGCGCGAAGAUGACGAGCCUACACAUUUCAAAGGGAAAUGCCAGGGCCUUGCCGUCGCCUAUCGCCAGCGUUUGGCUGACUGCUUGGUCCAUGCGGACUAUCUGCAGCCCCACGAGUUCCUCAUCGAGGCACUCAUACUACACCAGUACGGAGAAUAUGUCUCUAGCAGAGAUGCAAAGUCCAGUAUAUGGGUGCUUACCGGGACUAUCAUUCGACUGGCGAUGAGAAUGGGCUAUCAUCAAUCGUCACAACCUACUUUAUGCCAGUCACCAUUCAAGGCGGAGAUGCGGCGAAGGGCAUGGGCAUACCUGCGACAAUCAGAUAUCAUGAUGUCGUUCCAGAUGGGCCUACCAUCAAUGGUUGACUUACACAGCCAGCCAAUCGACUUACCACGCAAUAUGCACGACGACGAUACUUUCCACGAAGGUUGCUCCACGCUGGCUCCCGUGCAGCCUGAUUCGGAACCGACUAAGAUCUCCUAUCUCAUUGCAAAGACUAAAUUGGCUUUUGGAUUCGCCCAGGCACUUGUUGAAGUCAACCGCAAGCCCAGUAUCGACUGCCAGAGACUGUUGGAGAUAGACCGCGAGCUGAGACAGACGUACGAGGCUGUUCCUGAAUACUACAAACUCGGCCGAUUGCAGAGUCAGGACUCAUUUGUACUCUGCUCUGCUCGCUUCAGCCUCGCUGCAAUCCAUUACAAGUCUCUGUGUGUCAUUCACAGCCACUUUAUCGGCCGAGAGACGAAAGACAGCAAACAUUUGUACUCUACAAAAGUGUGUCUGACCUCUGCACUUUCAAUACUUCGGAUGCAGGCCACUCAAGAUCAAGUCCUUUCCAUCGAUGGGCGUUUCGGGAAACUCACCAACUACCAAACUUCCUUGGCGAUACACGACUACCUGCUGGCCGCAGCUAUAAUCAGCACCUAUCUAUUCUUCAACUUAGGCCUGGGUGGAACUUCUACACCACGAACGUCCAAGACCAGCACUAGCUCCCAAGGUCUACCGUCAAACAUGGAAAUGAUCAAAGCUUUAGGGAACAGUGCAAGGAUUUUCCACUCCACGCGAGACCAGAGUGUGGACGCCUGGAAAGCUGCCGAUGUGCUUGGUGUAAUCUCGAAAAGA
Molecule: messenger RNA, 1842 nt
Organism: Zasmidium cellare ATCC 36951
Lineage: Eukaryota; Fungi; Ascomycota; Dothideomycetes; Mycosphaerellales; Mycosphaerellaceae
Exons: 5
Biological process (GO): regulation of DNA-templated transcription; DNA-templated transcription
Cellular component (GO): nucleus
Molecular function (GO): DNA-binding transcription factor activity, RNA polymerase II-specific; zinc ion binding; DNA binding
Source: RefSeq, a predicted model, not a curated record